UCUGGCAUUAAUAAAAAAAAAAAAUAAUAAUAAUAAUUCUGGCCCGUUACAAAGCUGCUCAGAUCAUCGACUCGACUCAUCCUUACCAUUCGCUAUAGUCAACAUGCAGGCGGCAGGUGGCAAGCUAGCCGGCAAGGUGGCUAUUAUUACGGGGGCCUCCUCAGGGAUUGGUGCUGCAACUGCCAAACUUUUUUCCAAACUUGGGGCAACUUUGGCAAUUACAGGAAGGAAUAUUGAAAACUUGAAUGCAGUUGGGGCUGAGUGUGCAACAGGUGAUGAUAAGAAGCCACUGAUUAUACAAGCUGAUUUAACAAAUGAAGUAGACACAAAGCGAAUUGUGGAGGAAACCAUUGAGAAGUAUGGCAAGCUGGACAUCCUUGUGAAUAAUGCUGGCAUCCUGGAGACAGGAAGCAUUCAGAACACUUCAUUGGAUCAGUAUGACCGGCUGAUGAACACUAAUGUAAGAUCAAUAUAUCAUCUGACAAUGUUGGCAACUCCUCAUCUCAUUGAGUCACAAGGAAACAUUGUCAACAUUUCCAGUGUUAAUGGCCUGCGUUCAUUUCCUGGUCUCAUUGCAUACAACAUUUCAAAAGCUGCAGUUGAUCAGAUGACACGUUGCAUUGCUUUAGAGCUUGCAGAGAAGAAGGUCCGUGUGAACUGUGUCAACCCCGGUGUGGUGAUAACUGAACUACAGAAACGUGGAGGCCUUGGACCCGAAGCUUAUGCUGCUUUCCUAGAACAUAGCAAAACAACACAUGCUCUUGGACGUCCUGGUCAGCCUGAUGAGGUGGCAGCAACUAUAGCCUUCCUGGCCUCUGAUGAUGCCUCCUUCAUCACAGGUGCCACAGUGCCUGUGGAUGGUGGCCGCCAUGCCAUGUGCCCACGAUAGUGAUGUGUUGUUUGAAACAACACAUGUUGAUGAGAAUAAUUUUUAUAUUUCAGUAUGUCUGAUAAAUUGAUUUAUCAAAGUACAUGAAAAUGCAUGUAUUUUGUUGCAUUUGUUCAUCAGUUUGAGAAUUGUGAUUGAACUUCUAAUUAGGAUACAUAUGUAUGUACAUACAACUCCAUAAUUAUUCUUCUGUAGAAGAUUGAACAGUGUAUUUUCAAUAAACUUGUUAACAGAUUAA
Messenger RNA from Portunus trituberculatus (swimming crab), 1127 nucleotides. RefSeq lists its product as uncharacterized. The record is from RefSeq and is a predicted model, not a curated record. Gene Ontology annotation, molecular function: oxidoreductase activity. NCBI's taxonomy places the organism in Eukaryota, Metazoa, Arthropoda, Malacostraca, Decapoda, Portunidae. The transcript has 8 exons. The coding region runs from base 104 to 889 and encodes 261 amino acids.